UAAGAAGGAUAAUGUAAAACUGACUAGGAUCACCAUAGUAUCAGUGCUACAGCAGAGGCAUUGUAUGCAGGAGCCACAUAAAAGUUGUUUUCUGACUGCAGGUAGUUUUCAAAUAUUUGCAAGUGGAGGAAACAUAAUUCCUGUGUUUAUGUGAUAAGCUUAAAGACUGUCAGCUUCCAGAUGCUUGGUGCUGCACUGCUCACAGAAUUUUACUGUAGACCCUUCAUAUCCAGUGCUGGGAGUAGUAUGUCCAAGGGGAAUCCCUGAGUGGUGCGGAGGUGCCACCUACAUCUCUGCAGAGAGCUGUAGUAAUUUAUGACUGGGAACUGGCCCUGCACACUGUGACCUGAUGAUCAGAGACAUGCUGAAGUGACUUACGGGAUGGUGAGUUCCAAUAUGUAUUAUUAUACAAGAGUCAUGUCACAGCUUUUCCUGGAAAUGCCUAUAUCAAAGAUGGAGAAAACUAAUUAUAAAACCCUGUCCACCAUGGAGGACUUCUGGAAGUUCACAGAAGGCCCUUUGUUGGAUGGUCUGUACUGGAAGAUGUGGUACAAUAAUAAAACCAUGGCAGAAAAUAAAAGCUUCAUUUACUAUGAGAAUCUGCUUUUAGGGGUGCCUCGUAUUCGGCAGCUGAAAGUGAGAAAUGGAUCAUGCUCAAUACCUGAUGAUUUAAAGGAUGAAAUUAAAGAAUGUUAUGAUGUCUAUUCUGUUACUAAUGAAGACAAGGCUCCAUUUGGGCUCCAAAAUGGAACUGCUUGGACUUAUACCAGUGAAAAGGAUUUGAAUGGGAGCAGCCACUGGGGUUUGAUUGCUACCUACGGUGGGGCUGGUUAUUACCAGGAUUUGUCAAGAACCAGGGAGGAGACAGCUACACAGAUUGCUACACUUAAGAAGAACCUCUGGCUGGAUAGAGGGACAAGGGCAGCCUUUAUUGAUUUCUCUGUAUACAACGCAAACAUCAAUCUAUUCUGUAUUGUCAAGUUAUUAGUGGAGUUUCCAGCAACUGGAGGCCUUCUUACAUCUUGGCAGUUUCAGCCAGUGAAGCUAAUUCAUUAUAUUUCUACUUUUGAUUUCUUCAUGGCAGCCUGUGAAAUAGCAUUUUGCCUAUUCAUUCUUUAUUACAUGGUGGAAGAGAUCUUGGAAAUUCACAUUCAUAAACUGCAUUACUUCAGGAGUCUCUGGAACUGUCUUGAUAUCAUCAUCAUUGUGCUAUCAGUGGUAGCUAUAGCAAUUAACAUCUAUAGAACCUCAACUGUGGAUAUGCAACUGAAGAAACUGCUAGAAGAUCAGAACAGUUUUCCCAAUUUUGAGCCUUUGGCCUAUUGGCAAAUACAAUUCAGCAACAUUGCAGCUGUUACUAUGUUUUUUGUCUGGAUUAAGCUCUUUAAAUUUGUCAGCAUCAACAGAACAAUGAGUCAGCUAUCCAGCACCAUGUCUCGUUGUGCUAAAGAUGUCAUUGGCUUUGCUAUUAUGUUUUUCAUAAUUUUCUUAGCAUAUGCACAAUUGGCUUAUCUUGUGUUUGGCACUCAAGUUGAUGACUUCAGCACUUUUCAGGACUGUGUCUUGACUCAGUUCCGCAUCAUUUUGGGAGAUUUUAACUUCACAGAGGUUGAAGAAGCUAACCGAGUUUUGGGACCAAUUUAUUUCACUACAUUUGUGUUCUUUAUGUUCUUCAUUCUUUUGAACAUGUUUUUGGCCAUUAUCAAUGAUACAUACUCAGAGGUCAAAUCAGAUAUGGCGCAGCAGAAGUCUGAAAUGGAACUGUCUGAUCUUAUCAAAAGGGGAUACAAUAGAGCUAUGAUCAGGCUUAAAUUGAAAAAAACAACUGUUGAUGACAUUUCAGAGAGCCUGCGACAAGGUGGGGGCAAGUUAAACUUUGAUGAACUACGUCAGGAUCUGAAAGGGAAGGGUCAUACUGAUGCAGAAAUUGAAGCAAUAUUUACUAAGUAUGACCAGGAUGGGGAUCAGGAAUUGACAGAACAUGAACAUCAGCAAAUGAGAGAUGACCUAGAGAAAGAAAGGGAGGAUCUGGACCUGGACAGGAGUUCUCUUCCUCGUCCAUUGAGCAGUCGCAGCUUCCCUCGCAGUCUGGAUGACUCUGAAGAGGAUGAUGAUGAGGACAGUGGACACAGUUCCAGAAGAAGGGGUAGCAGCUCGAGUGGGGUUUCAUAUGAAGAAUUCCAAGUGCUGGUGAGACGAGUGGAUCGCAUGGAGCAUUCCAUAGGCAGUAUUGUUUCCAAGAUUGAUGCAGUUAUUGUAAAGCUUGAAGCAAUGGAGAGGUCCAAACUGAAAAGGAGAGAUGUUCUGGGGAGGCUUCUGGAUGGAGUUAUAGAGGAUGAAAGAUUAGGACGCGACAAUGAAAUCCACAGGGAACAGAUGGAGCGGCUAGUGCGAGAGGAACUGGAGCGUUGGGAGUCAGAUGACACAGCAUCCCAGAUGAGCCACCAUUUGGGAACACCACUUGGACUGACCAGCCAGCCUCGCUCAAGGAAUUCCCGUCCAUCUUCCUCACAGUCAGAUGGUGUUGAUGGGGGAGGGGGAGGAGGAAAUGGUGGAGGUAACAUCCAUGUGUAGUAUUUCUUGUCUGUAGAUUCUUAACAUUUCAGUCUGGUAUUACAACAGCAAAUAUGCUGUUGGCAUGUGUUUCUCCAAAACAGUGAUAAUCACCGUGAACAAACAUUAAAGGAAAGCUCCAGUGA
Gavialis gangeticus (Gharial) is the source of this 2699-nucleotide messenger RNA. RefSeq names its product polycystin 2, transient receptor potential cation channel (gene PKD2). Gene Ontology annotation, biological process: potassium ion transmembrane transport; release of sequestered calcium ion into cytosol; detection of mechanical stimulus. Lineage: Eukaryota; Metazoa; Chordata; Crocodylia; Gavialidae. Gene Ontology annotation, cellular component: membrane. Gene Ontology annotation, molecular function: muscle alpha-actinin binding; voltage-gated calcium channel activity; potassium channel activity. The record is from RefSeq and is a predicted model, not a curated record. The coding region runs from base 382 to 2574 and encodes 730 amino acids. The transcript has 14 exons.